AUGCUUCCGCCAAGUCACGCUUUCCUCGGUGUUCCACCACCGGAAUACACAGAAGACGGGCUUAUCCAAUGUAUUUUGGAGACAGACGUUGGGAUCUCUGAAUACGUUGGCCGAGACGUGCCCAAGAUUGAAGGGAUCAUCAAGCAGAGGCGCGUAUUCACUGACUUCUUGGUGUUCGAGGUAGACUUGGACGGGAACGUGAUACAUCUCAAGUCACUCGCCAAACCAGAGUCUUCCAAGAAGAAGGACGAAUCUGGGGCGGGAGAUGCUGCGCCGGAAGCAACACCAGCUCCUUCAGAACAGCUUAUUUCUGACUCCACAGACAAUGUAGUACCACUAUCACCUCAAACGAACGUUCAACAAACUACGGAGCCGCUUCCUGGCACUGAAGGUUCGGAGAACAGAACGGAUGAAACGACAAAACUUCAGGAACCUUCACCUGAUAAAGAGCCGUGGCCUGAACGGUUUGAUACAAGGCUUAGAGCUAUUCUGUCUGAAGAUGUCGUCUCCAAGGUGAAGGAGCUCUAUCUAGAAGGUCAGGAAUCGCCUCUCGUAAGCGACAGCGGCUGGAGAGAGCGACAAACAAAGGUAUCAGAAGCAAGUGGAGACGUUGAGGGCGAUGCCUCGUCAUCUGCAGCCGCAGAGCCUGUGCCAGAAGAGCCUUUGAAGCAAGGCAGAGGCAAGCGCGGGAGAGACCGCGGGUCUCGUGGCGGACGCGGUGGACGUGGCGGAAGAGGUGGCGGAAGGGGCGACAGGCCAAGCUGGAGGGAAGACACGCGCAAAGUGCUCACUGAUCCUAUCGCCUCCAAGGCCACACGUACUGAGCUGCACCAAGCGAUUCGUGAACUGUUUGGUGGAAAGCUCGACAGUGAGACUGAUUUGAGCACGCCUGCGACGGAUGAAGGAUCCAGGAUCGCUAUCAAGUGGACAAAGAGGGGAGGCGGACGUGGCGGGGGCCGAGGUGGGCGUCGAGGAGAGCGUCCCGAGCGAGGGACAUACCCUCCCUACAUCCACUUCACGCUCCAGAAGACCAACCGCGACACGCAGGAUGCCCUCGCGAACCUCUCUCGCGUGCUGCACUGCAGCAUCAAGGACCUCUCUGUCGCAGGCACCAAGGACAAGCGCGGUGUCACCGUGCAGCGCGUGUCCCUGCGUCGAGGAAAUAAGUCCGUCGAGGACAUCUGGAAUCUCGCGAAUAGCAUCGGGCGCCGCUCGGUCGAGGAUGUAUUGACCACGAGGGGCGAGCGCGGAAUUCGGGUGGCGGAUUUCAACUAUAGGAAGGCGAGCUUGGAGCUGGGCAUGUUGAAGGGGAAUGCGUUUGUUAUCACGCUUAGAAACGUACAGGUGGACUCUAUGGAGACCUUGGACCGCGCGAUGAACACUAUCAAGACGAAGGGCUUCAUUAAUUAUUAUGGCAUGCAGCGCUUCGGCACAGCGGCAAUCCCGACGCACUCGAUCGGUCUCGCACUUCUUAAAUCUGACUGGCACAGAGCAGUGUCGCUCAUCCUGCGCAAGAGGCCGGGUGAACAUCCUGACGUGGAAGCUGCGCGCGAUGCCUGGCUUGUCGAAGGCGACUUGGACAAGGCGCUGGAGCUCAUGCCGAGGCGUGUUGUCGCCGAGCGCUGUUUACUGGAAAGCUACAAAAAGCAAGGCGGCGAGACCAGGAAUGCGAUGGGAGCUCUGUCUACGAUUCCACGAAACUUGCGCUUGAUGUACGUGCAUGCGUACCAGUCAUACGUCUGGAACGCUAUUGUCUCCGAGCGGAUUAAGGUGCACGGCGCCGAGAGACCCGUUGUAGGAGACCUGGUGUUCGACACGGACGCUUCUGACAAAGCGGAGGAGGUGGACCCUGAGGCGUUGGACACUCUUGAUGCCGAGGUGCCGACGGAGGACAAGGACGCCGACAGCGCCGGGGCAAUUAAGCGCAGCAAAUGGUCUCGGAAGCCAUGGGAGCCGCCAAAGGUCAAGACGCUGACGGCAGAGAAUGUCGACAAAUACUCUAUUUUUGACGUGAUCAUGCCAUUGCCUGGGAGAGAUGUAGCGUACCCCGGGGGCGCGCUGGGAGAUCGUUACAGGGAGUUCCUGCGAACCGAUGGUCUGGAUCCAGACAAUUUCGUGCGCAAGCAAAAAGAGUACAGUCUCGCAGGCUCGUACCGCAAAAUCUUACAUCUGCCGACAGAACUUUCCUGGUCGGUCCUACGGUACACGGACCCGGAUGUCGCCCUCGCCCAGGCAGACGAAGACAAGCUGCUCGGAUUCGAUCCACCGCAGGUCGUGGAGGACGGCAAGUUUAUGGCGCUGCAGGUGCAGCUGACCCUUGGGACGGCGGCAUAUGCGACGAUGGCUCUGCGCGAGGUAACGAAGACGGAGACGAGCUCACGUUAUCAGACUGCGUUGACGCAGGCGUCGGAGGACCAGAAAUAUAAGGCAGCCGCUGAGGAUGAUUGA
Molecule: messenger RNA, 2448 nt
Organism: Laetiporus sulphureus 93-53
Lineage: Eukaryota; Fungi; Basidiomycota; Agaricomycetes; Polyporales; Laetiporaceae
Product: tRNA pseudouridine synthase D
Exons: 9
Coding region: 1-2448 (815 amino acids)
Biological process (GO): pseudouridine synthesis
Cellular component (GO): nucleus
Molecular function (GO): RNA binding; pseudouridine synthase activity
Source: RefSeq, a predicted model, not a curated record